AUGGACCAGACAGUUUAUGGAUUGGUAUCGAAGAGAGGACGCCCGCCGACAGACUGGGACAAGGAGAUGAAGAAGACCGGGGGAGCAGCCUGGAAGAGAGUAGCAUUAGAGAGAAAAGAAUGGAAAAGGAUGGGACCGCUGUCCAAAACGGCAGUAAUCCCCGACAUCCGUAGGAGUCUGGGUAGAGCUCAAGAUAUGACUGAGGCCAAGCCGUGCCGCUAUCACUACAUCUCUGCGGCUCUCGACAAACAGCUGCCUUAUCGACGGCUGCCUAUUUUAGGAUCUCGCAGAACAUAUCUCUGCCAUCCGAGCCGUGCUGCGCCGCGCGAUGUGGUUCGCUGCGGUGCGGCGUGGGCGUAG
Molecule: messenger RNA, 360 nt
Organism: Nezara viridula (southern green stink bug)
Lineage: Eukaryota; Metazoa; Arthropoda; Insecta; Hemiptera; Pentatomidae
Source: the annotation of a GenBank genome assembly